AUGGCAACAGCAUCAAGCAAUUCUGAAGCCAAAGCCGAAACAAUAUUAGAACUCGCUAAAGAACUACUGCAACACCUGCAGAACAAUACCCAUGAGGGCGCGAUCUCAAUGAGCGAUGCAUUCUACUCACUGGAUGAACAUCUUGGCCACUUUCCUCUACUCACGGCUCCUCCGAUUACUAUCCGUCGCCAAUUAGCCGCCCAUGGAGCAAGGUUGUGGAAUAUAUCUGUGCAGAUGAUAUCGAUUGUUGGAAACAUCACUCAUUUGAGCGCAAUUGCGUUAUUCAUGCUUGAUUGCGCUGCGCCAAGUCACGGCUCAGGUAUAUUAAUAUAUGAUGUGUUACAGAUUUCUGGAGAGCAGAUCCUCAUGGAAAGGUCUAGGAAGCCGAAGAGUGCUGGAAGCAGCAAUAAAAACCGUCCAAAGUUGCACAGCCAAAAGAUUAUCGAGAUAAUAGCUGUUCGCUUGGAUAGACUUGAUAGAUCGACGGAUAGCUCGGAUAAGGUGCAAAUAGCAUCAACUACGGUGGGGUAUUAUAUGGCUCGGGUCCAUUUGGCCUGGCUGCAGGGGAGGCCCGAUAUAGCAGACCAUUUGUUUUCGAAGAUACCGGCGAUAGCUACUGCAUAUGGCCAGAGACGUGUCCUUGAGUUAUGCUAUAAGAUCGGAAGUUUUGCUCUCGAUGACCGCCAAUAUGAUAACGCAGCGAAGUGGUUAGAGAGGGCCUUGUCGGCUUGGGAGCUUUACCACAGUUGUAUGGCCCAGAGCAUUGACAAUGAUGAACUACUCAUUUUACAUGCAUCUAUCCGAGCAAACCUCCAACUCGAGAGCUUAGUCGCUAAGGAUCGUCUGCAGAAAGCCCUGAACCUAAUUGAAAAGAGGUAUGCCCAUGAGUUUGCUGUCAAGGCGCUUCAACUUGAGAUUUUAAGCAGAGAAGGACACUGGAAUGGCAAUGCGUAUCUUCAAGUACUACGAGAUAUGCUAGAUAUACUGAAUCCCAACGAGGCAGAGUUAAAAACACUAGUGUUUUACCUCCAGAAAGUUCGAGAUCACGAGACAAGUUUCUAUGUGCAAGGACUGCAACAGCUUCUAGUCGAAAAGCUUGCUACUUCCGAUCAGCAAGAGUGGACUGAGCGAAUCUUCAUCCUCUUGAUCUGGACGUUGACAAAUAGUCGCCUCCCCAUGCCGAACAGUAGCAAUAUUUUGUGUGAUACGACGAAAAGAAUAUCCAAGUGUGGUCGAGGUUUCUUGAGCGAGGACGCCACAAAUGCUUGCCUGAUUCUCAUAUGGAAAUACGUCGAUAUAGCAUCGUCCGAAGGCAAUCUCCGUGUUGCAGAACACUGGUGCUCCUUGGUACUCGAAGAAGCGAUGUUUCAACGUUCUUCAGAAAAUAAAACGAUAUUCGUCAGAAGAUAUAUAGAAUGUGCAUCGGAUACUCCAAAUGUGUCCGCGGCGUACAAGCUACUGGGCAAUAUGGCAGAUGAGUACAGGAAAUGCCCUUCAGCGCUAUACCUGAUUUAUAAGGCGGCAUUAAAUAACAAAGACUUUACUCAGGGGCACUUUUAUCUCGAUUCGCUGUGUCAGCUGGGUGCAACUGGCAGAUCAUACCUCUUGCCAUGUGCAGCAGAAGCCCUUCGAUCUGGGCAAACCUUGCUAGCAGCCAAAUGUGUUCAGCAUGUAAUAGAUAAUCUAAAUGACAGCUUGCUGGAACUAAAGUAUAUUGCAAGCCUCUUCAUAGCUGCAGGUUGUCUGGUCUCAGCACAAUUAGGAAACACGGGAACGGUGGAAGAGGCUAAUGGGCUUUUAGCUCAGGUUAUACGUGUACUUGAAGCAGCUCACAAAGGUGAACAAAAUACCGUGUUUUCGGCCAUUGAACUUGAAUGGCUUUCGCAGAGGAGCUACAACAUCGCUGCUCAAGCAAGCGCGUGCGAUUCCAGGCUAGUGAUACAGUUAUUGGAUCUGUCGAUGCAAUUCACAGACUUGCAGAGGGAGACCAUGACUUGCGAGAAGCAGUCCGGUCUAUGGCAACACUAUCUGCGCUGCGACAGUAUCAAGAUCUUUAGAAUCAUUAGAGAGGCUCGCAAGGAGAUGGAGCCCUUUUUGAAGGCUUGUUUGAUCCUAUUCACCAAGUAUUAUUUUAAAGGUUAA
Aspergillus pseudotamarii is the source of this 2142-nucleotide messenger RNA. RefSeq lists its product as uncharacterized. Bases 1 to 2142 code for a protein of 713 amino acids. The record is from RefSeq and is a predicted model, not a curated record. Gene Ontology annotation, biological process: meiotic cell cycle; regulation of synaptonemal complex assembly. The transcript has 15 exons. Lineage: Eukaryota; Fungi; Ascomycota; Eurotiomycetes; Eurotiales; Aspergillaceae.